Molecule: messenger RNA, 1140 nt
Organism: Cladocopium goreaui
Lineage: Eukaryota; Dinophyceae; Suessiales; Symbiodiniaceae
Source: the annotation of a GenBank genome assembly
AUGCAGCGAUUUCCCGCAUCGUUUUGCCAGUCGGUGCCCGAAGCAGGCGACCGCUGUGACUUCCAAAGUGACCGACGCGUCUUUGCUAGUCAGGUCAUGGUGAAUGUGCACCAACGCAUUGGUUCUACCUUGGGCCUGCCUGAGGAUCAGAUUGAGGAAGCGUGGCUCUUCAAUUGGGACAAGACACGUCGAGGACAAGAUUUACAUCUGGACAAUUAUCACCAUUUCCAGUUUCCCAAGCGAAUUGCAUCGGUUCUUGUUCGUCUACGUGACGAUCCCGUUGGCAUCGCAUUUCCGAUGGCCAACUGGUCAUAUGGGCAUGCACUGUCCCAGGAUACUGAACUUCUCCAGAGAUUGAACCUGGAGGCCAAUUCGCUGCCCUGGCGCGGCAAUGGCAAGGGUCGGAGUUUCAAAAGUCUCAGAUACUUGGACCAGGCUUUCGAGGAGGUCUGUCAGGAGGCCCCGUUGCGACUUCGUCAAGGCGAUGCGCUCUUGUACUAUCAUUUGCACGAGCAUGGACAGGUGAACCUGCGCUCCAUGCAUGCGUCUUGCAAAACGGAGACCGCCGACGAAUCCAAGAUUUUUAUGGCCAAGUUCGUACGUGGAGGCUCCCUGCUAGGCACCUAUGGUUCAUUGAGAACACCACCUUUGCUCGCCGAACUGCGUGCAUGGAUGGAUCAGCAGCAGCUUGACAGCGGUCUCAACACAGGUGCGCUGUGGAUUUCUGGGGAAGAUAUUGGUGUGUUGGAUCCGAGCAGAUGUGGAGAGUCUCAGUAUCCUUGGUUUGUUCGACCAGCAGAGUCUGGUUCAACGCCGGAGCUGCUGUGCGGUGUGCCACCAGACAAAGAGUUCCAAAAACGUCAGCCGGGGGAGGUCUUUGAAAUUCACAUCGUGAUAGGCAACACAGGUUCCAGGCCGUGGCCUGCGCAGACGGUGCUGUCCUUGCGCGAUGGUGACCCCAUGGCUGGACCCGCAGGACUCCGACUACAGGAGGUGCCACCAGGCAGCACGGUACCUCUUUCUUUGCAACUACAAGCACCAACGAGUGGCAAGGCCUUCUCUGUUUGGAGUCUCGCAGAUGAAAAUCGAGUACCUUUUGGUGCCCUCAUCUGGGUGGAUGCUGUUGGGAUUGCCCAGUGA